Caenorhabditis elegans is the source of this 1666-nucleotide messenger RNA. It is a transcript of the gene acr-6, whose product is annotated as AcetylCholine Receptor. Gene Ontology annotation, cellular component: membrane; postsynaptic membrane. Bases 11 to 1666 code for a protein of 551 amino acids. NCBI's taxonomy places the organism in Eukaryota, Metazoa, Nematoda, Chromadorea, Rhabditida, Rhabditidae. Gene Ontology annotation, biological process: chemical synaptic transmission, postsynaptic; excitatory postsynaptic potential; monoatomic ion transmembrane transport. The record is from RefSeq and is marked reviewed. The transcript is spliced from 14 exons. Gene Ontology annotation, molecular function: monoatomic ion channel activity; acetylcholine-gated monoatomic cation-selective channel activity; transmembrane signaling receptor activity.
AGUUUCUUAUAUGCUCUUUCGACUGAUAUUACUACUAUUUUCAAUUAGGCUAUGCAGUUUUACAGCAUAUAAAAGUUUAUUCGAAACUUUACUGGCUAGAUACAAUAAAAUUGCGUUCCCAUCUGGUGAGUUCAACAAUACACUCACAAUUGAAUUCAAACUUCGGUUGGACCAAAUUGUCGACGUGCAUGAAAAAGAUCAAGUUAUCACUUUGAAGGGGACACUUAUUCAUCACUGGCUUGAUUAUCGACUUUCUUGGAAUCCCGAUGAGUUUGGUAACAUUACUCUUAUGCAUUUCCCUGGGGAGAUGCUAUGGCUCCCCGAUAUAAUACUGUAUAAUAACGCCCACGGAAGCCCGUGGGUAUCAGAGACCACACAAGUGCAUGUUUCAUUCGAAGGACGUGUUACAUGGCAACCUCCAGUAGUGUAUGAUGCAUUUUGCAACAUUGACAUUGAAUGGUAUCCGUAUGACUUACAAAUUUGUGAACUCAAGUUCGGCUCAUGGACCUACGGAGGAUCACAACUCAAUUUAAUACAUCUUACUACUGAUCAAGCUAAUGAAAGUACUGAUGCAACCGGCGAUAAUGUAUGGAAAGUAGAGAGAGGAGUUGAUUUGAGCAAUUAUCAGGAGUCUGUUGAAUGGGAUUUGCUAUCAGUAGAAGGGAUUCGUCACAAAAAGUGGUACCCAUGCUGUGACUAUCCAUCAAUUGAUAUCACGUAUUACCUUCAUAUUCGUCGGAAAAAAUUAUUCUACACAGUCAACAUGAUAAUUCCAUGCGUCUGUCUUGCAUCGAUGACUCUUUGGGUAUUCUAUCUUCCGUGUGAAAGUCAUCAAAAAAUCCAGCUUUGCAUUUCCGUUCUCGUCGCUCUUACACUCUAUUUUCUAAUGUUAAUUGAUAUUAUUCCACCAACAAGUAUUGUGACUCCAUUGAUUCUUAAAUAUCUGAGUUUCACAAUGAUUAUGGUGGCGCUUUCAGUUACUUGCACCGUAUUUAUUCAAAAUAUCCACUAUCGUGCUUAUUACCAACCGAUGCCCAGAUUUGUCAAACACUGGUUCAUUGAAAAGCUCGGGAAGAAGCUUCUAAUUUCAAGAAAAACCGAACAAGCUCAGUAUCAUAGAACUGCUCAGCAUGUCAAGCAAGUCAAUGCAUUAUCAGCCAUGAAUAUUUUGGAGAAGCAGUUUCAGAAGACCUUGUUUGAGCUGGAGAUCGCCACGAUGGCCAAGAAAACAGUGACAGCCGCCCCUAAGACAGUUAAUUCAAUAUUUCUAGAAUUACCAAUGAUGAAUCGAAGUGUUUCUGUGAAGAUACGAAAACCGUCUGUGAAAGCUGUAAAAAAUCGUAUGCGUCGUCUUUUGAGCAUUGAUAUGACUGACGACAUAAGAGGGAAGGAAACGGAAGAAAUUUCUCCGGAAACUACAAAAGACACUGAUCCAGAUCGAGAGAAACUAAGAAAAGCAGAGAAAAAUAUUCAUUUCAUUGCAAAAACUUUGACGGACGAACGAAGAGCACAAGAAGCAGAAGCUGAUUGGCAAUUUGUGAGCCUAGUGAUCGAUCGGAUGCUACUUAUUAUUUUCUCGUUUACCAUCACAAUUGGCACAAUUUUGACUAUUUUUUCAGCGCCGACAAUGCGUGAUAAUCGAGAACCUAUUGCUAUCAAUCCGUGA